GUUUGUCACGUAGCACAUGUAGGAGGCGUGAGGUUCCACAGGUUUGGCCAAUCGAGCGAAUACGCUUCCCGUCUGAACAAUUCUUCUAGCCACGUAUUGGCGAGGCUGGCACGUAAACACAUUUUUGGUGAGCUGGGGCAAACCCUGAAUCAGCGAGACUGAUUAGUGGCCGCCCAUUGGCCAAGAAUAAAAAGGAAAACACAGUUCUCCCAUUUGAUUGGCGAAAGGCAGCAGAGAGCUCGCGCCGCACCACUGGAUUCAAGAUUAUUUCCAUUUCAGAGAGGAGUCACAGUAGCAGAACUAGACCGAUGACCUGACAACAGCAUUUUUGCAGACAUUGUCUUUGUCGGAGUUGGUAAAGAGGGAUUCAGAGGGGAGAGAGGGGCUGUUUUUAAACUAGAAUGGCGUGCCAGAAAAUUGGCUUUGUGUUGUGCAGGAACACUCAUAGGACAACAGCGCUAAAUGCUGUAUCAAAAAUCCCUGCAUUCACAUGUGCAAGCCUAGCAUCGGGUGGCGCGACUCUUCAUGGCGAAAAACCCAGCGAAGCUGUGAGGACCAAAAGUCAAGACAAAACAGUUAACGGUUCUGCAAGCUCGCAUGGAGCUUCUGGUUCCCACCGACACCAAAAUGUGAAGAAGAGGGGCGAGGAAUUGCUCUCAAGAUCCGGAAGAGCAUAUUCUUCCACUGCCCCUCAAGUCAAUCCCAAAACGUAUCUUUGGGCAAGAUACAAUGAGAUGAAACGACUCGUGCACGAUUUAAUUCCUCCAGGGGUCUGCAAUCUGCUUAAUCCUGCCACUAUCUAUGCAAAUAAUGAAGUACAUCUAGAUGAAGUGGACAUCUAUGGGUUUGAUUAUGACUACACGCUGGCCCUGUAUUCCAAUGCCCUUGAUACCAUGAUCUACAACAAAGCACGAGAUUUCCUCAUAGAACACUACAAGUAUCCACAAGAGAUCAGCAAGUAUGACUACGUUCCCAAUUUUGCUUCUCGGGGUCUACACUACGACAUCCAAAAGGGGCUUCUGAUGAAAAUCGACGCCUUUCAUUACAUCCAGAUGGGAACUGUUUAUAGGGGUUUCAAGCCUGUGCCUGAUGAAGAGGUCAUGCAGCUUUACGGAGGCACCAAUCACGUCCCACUUCAUCAAGUCAGCGGCUUUUAUGGGAAGGGCCCCAAAAUGAAACAGUACAUGGAUGUGUUCUCCAUCCCAGAAAUGACGCUGCUGGCUGCUGCUAACGAUUUCUUCAUCUCCAAUGACAUUGAGUACGACCCUGUGCACCUCUACCGGGACGUCUCGGAGGCUGUAGGAAUGGUCCACAUCAAGGGCUUCAUGUACAAGUGGAUCAUGCAAGACCUUGAGAAGUAUAUUCUCCGUGGGGAUGAGACCUACGCCGUGCUGCAUCGCCUUGUGAACCAGGGGAAGAAGCUCUUCCUCAUCACCAACAGCCCCUUCAGCUUUGUGGAUAAAGGCAUGAAGUACAUGGUGGGCAAAGACUGGAGGGACUUUUUUGAAGUGAUCAUUGUUCAAGCGGACAAGCCCCACUUCUUUAACGACUGUGUGAAACCAUUCAGAAGACUCGAUAGUAAUGGGGAUCUUCAGUGGGACAAGAUCAAGAGCUUGGAGAAAGGACAGAUCUACAAACAGGGAAAUCUGUAUGACUUUCUGAGGCUGACUGGUUGGAGAGGAUCCAGAGUGCUCUACUUUGGAGACCAUCUCUACAGUGACUUGGCGGACCUGAUGCUUCGUCACGGCUGGAGGACAGGGGCCAUUGUGCCAGAGCUGGAGGUGGAGACCAGGGUGGUGAACACGGAGCAGUACGCCCAAAGCCUCACCUGGCUGCAGGCCCUCACCGGCCUAUUGGAGCGACUGCAGAUGCACAAAGACCCAGAGUCCAAGAAGGUUCUUGAAGACUGGCUGAAGGAGAGGGAAGAACUGAGAGCCGUGACAAAGAACCUGUUCAACCCCCAGUUCGGGAGCAUCUUCCGGACGUGCCACAACCCCACCUACUUCUCGCGGCGCCUGUGCCGCUUCUCCGACCUGUACAUGGCCUCCAUCAGCUGUCUGCUGAACUACGACCUCUCCUACACCUUCUACCCGCGCCGCACGCCCCUGCAGCACGAGGCGCCCCUCUGGAUGGACCAGCUCUGCACCGGCUGCAUGAAGACCCCCUUCCUGGAGGAGAUGGCCCACAUCCGCUGAUGCCAUGGAAAUCUUCUUCUUCUUCUUCUUCAUCUCAUUCCAUGGCAACUGUGGUGUAGGAAAGACCUGGUGUAACUCCCCAAGUCAUGUGCUAAAGCUGAUGUAGAGCCUGAACAGGUGUGCAUUUCGGCAGGGGCGGGGCACUUACCGAGCUGGACCCCGUUUCUCAACAUAGUUGCCAACCGAUUAGCAACUUAGUAGGUUGCCAAUGUGAAAUUGCAUUGCAACCAAGUAAGUUGUUAAUUUAGUAAGCAAUGACGCUGUUGAGAAACGCACACGCCCCAGUUCAAGAUGACAAAGGGGGUGAAACGUGGCAGCCUGGGCUGUGACUGUUUUUGAACUCUGGCGCCAUCUACUGGACAGAUGGAGAUGUAGCUUUUUUCAAUGAGAUUUCAAGUUCAUUAUAGUGUUGCAUAGGAUACUUAAUAGUUACAUGUGCAUCUGGUACUUCAUAAGGAGUUUUCCGGAUACUGGGAAAACAUGAUACUGGUAUAAUAUAUAUUUUAAUAUAGUUGUAGUGUGUACUUGACAUCAUCCCCACUAACUUGGACAAUUGUGUGAAAUGUGCUGGAUACGACUGUUACGACCCUUUGUAUUGUUUUGAUGGAAAAAUGAAAAAAACUUUUAAUGAAACAAAAAAAAACUUUUUAAUUACUUAUUUUUAUAUUAGCAAUGAAAAGACAGUGCCAUUGAAUUCUACUCCUCUGAAGUCUUUAAAUUGUGGAGAAUAAAUUCCUCAAAAAUGAAAAG
This is a messenger RNA of Engraulis encrasicolus (European anchovy), 2945 nucleotides long. It is a transcript of the gene nt5dc2, whose product is annotated as 5'-nucleotidase domain containing 2. Gene Ontology annotation, molecular function: 5'-nucleotidase activity. Lineage: Eukaryota; Metazoa; Chordata; Actinopteri; Clupeiformes; Engraulidae. The transcript is spliced from 14 exons. The coding region runs from base 402 to 2195 and encodes 597 amino acids. The record is from RefSeq and is a predicted model, not a curated record.